UUGUUUCAACAUUUCUCAAAUUUCAUCUUUAAGGAACUUCAUAACGAUCCACAUCUUUUCGUUGAAGGAGCUUCACCAAACGAUGUCACCCAAGGUAUAUUGGGAAAUUGUUGGUUCGUCUCCGCAUGUUCCGCUCUGACACACAACCAGCAUCUUUUGAACAGGGUGAUACCCGAUGCAGAUUCACAAGAAUGGAGCGUGAAAAAUAGUUACGCGGGAGUGUUCCGAUUUCGAUUCUGGAGAUUUGGAAGAUGGGUGGAGGUGGUCAUAGAUGACCUUUUACCUACAAGAGAUGGCAGUUUGCUUUUCGCACGGUCAAAGACGCCGAAUGAGUUCUGGUCCGCCCUUCUGGAGAAAGCGUUUGCGAAGUAAGU
Molecule: messenger RNA, 374 nt
Organism: Cylicostephanus goldi
Lineage: Eukaryota; Metazoa; Nematoda; Chromadorea; Rhabditida; Strongylidae
Source: the annotation of a GenBank genome assembly